AUGGCCAAUAGGAAACAGGAAGACAGGUUGGGGGUUUCUGUUCCCGAGUUGAAAAGCGUAGGAGAAGCAUGGAUGAAAUAUUUCAAGGACAUCAGCUCAUAUGUCUCUAAAAUUCGGGCAAUAUUAUCUUUGUAUGUCAGGUCCAUGAGCUCACGUACCGUCAAAGAGUCGGGAAGACCACUCACAACCUUGUUGAGUAUGGAAUCAACUUUCACAAAAUCCGGGUUCAGACCUUGCGAGAGCGACUCAAGAUACUGUCGUAGCUUGUCUCUAUCAAAUGGCGUCUCGGUGCCCUUUUGGGGGUCCCGUAUUAACGCUUUGGAAUCUGCAGUCAUCAGUCGUGUGUCAUAA
This is a messenger RNA of Ogataea philodendri, 351 nucleotides long. RefSeq lists its product as uncharacterized. The record is from RefSeq and is a predicted model, not a curated record. NCBI's taxonomy places the organism in Eukaryota, Fungi, Ascomycota, Pichiomycetes, Pichiales, Pichiaceae. The transcript has 2 exons. Bases 1 to 351 code for a protein of 116 amino acids.